GGCAGAGCAGUAUAGAACAGUACGAUAGAAGAGUUGUUUGUGUUAGCCACUUGACAGCACAGUACUUUACUAGACAGUCUAUACCACAUGGAGAGUCAUAGACUGAGGCCUGAAAGAGAGGCAGAGGUGUUGUGUCUUCUCAGGUUUCAGUUUAAAGCUCACAGCUAACACCAGAACAAAUCCCACCUGCACUGUCUGAAACACCCAAAAUUACCCAUUUCGAAAAAGUCAAAAUGUAAGUGCGCAUAGGGCCUGAGAGGACUGUGAGAGAGAAAGGUGAAAAACAAAAGAAAGUUAAAGAGGAAAGUAGUAAAGAGCAAAUGGUACCAUCUUCUCAGACUCAGUCUGCACUCUUCAGGCCUCUUCUUAAGUGACCCUCAGUCGGUCACUCUCUCUCUCUCUCUCUCUCUCUCUCUCUCAGAGUCAUCUCUAUUGUCUAUUAAAGAUGGCAGAGACAUCAGAUAAGAGCAGCAACACAGGCAGCAGAUGAGAAGCAGUAGCAGUCAUAAUACAGAGCAGACUCAGGGGAGAGGUGGGCAGAAGCAUCAUCAGAGCCAUUCUCUCUCUCAUCGUCACAUUCCGUUCUCUGUUAACAUCAACCAGCUUAAGUCCUUGUUUUUUCUAGUUCUCUGUUUUCUGGGUUUUAUGUUUCUUUCUUGCUUCUCCUCCAUGAUGAACACAAGACAUGGGUCUCCUUUUACUACAUGUCAAUGGCAAGAACUUGAACAUCAAGCUCUCAUAUUCAAGUAUAUGGUCUCUGGAGUUCCCAUUCCAUCUGAUCUCAUUUUCCCUAUCAAAAGAAGCCUGGACUCUCUACUCUCUUCGAGGCUGUUCCCUCACCAACCCACUGGGUGGGGUUGUUUUCAGGUGGACUCUGGCAGGAAAACAGAUCCAGAGCCAGGUAGAUGCAGGAGAACAGACGGGAAGAAAUGGAGGUGCUCGAAGGAAACAUAUCCAGGUUCAAAAUACUGCGAGAGACACAUGCACAGAGGCAGAAACCGUUCAAGAAAGCCUGUGGAAGUCAUAGCAUCAAACCCCUCAACAACCAUCUCAUCAAUCGCUAGAAAUCAGUCAACCCCCUCUCCUUACUCCCUUUCCUCGCUUUCAUCUUCAGUUGCAGCUGAAACUCAUAAUCACCACCAUCCUUACCAUAACGCCUCACCUUAUCCCUUCCAUUAUCCCCACUCUUCUAGACCUCCAGGUAUCGGUUUCUCAUCCCCAAACAACUCUCCGCAUUUGCAUUUAGACACUGGAUCUUACUGUCACGCCGAUAAAGAUUACAGAAGCAGGUAUUCUAAUGGACUGAAGAGGGAUGUGGAUGAGAUUGCCUUCUCUGAAGUCUUAGAGACGGUCAGGAGUGUCCCUGAUUCGCCCUUCGAUAAUCCAUGGCGCUUCACGCCUCUGAGAACGAGUUGCUCCUCUCUAACUCCACCAAAACAGAAGAGUCACUCUGCUUUGCAAGAUGAGUACACUCAAUUGCAGUUGCAGAACUUUACUGAUAUCUCCAAACAUCAACAAGAGCGGGAGAAUCAAGAGCAACACCGCUUUGUUUUCGAUACCGACAUCAAAUCCGAAAGACCCAUGAAAGUGGAGAAGGAAGAAGGAACCCAGCAGACGCUGCUCCACUUCUUCGAUGAGUGGCCACCGAAGAACAGGGAAUACUCCACAACCCAGCUCUCGAUUUCAAUUCCCGUGCCAUCACCUGACCUCCCAGUGUCUAAUUCCCGAACCCAAAAUGGUGGUUGAUGUUGAACUGUUGAACUGUUGAGCUGUCAAAGUGGGGUUUUUUUCGUCACUGAAUCAAGAGAACUACUUUGCUCUGCUCUGUUCUGUUCGUUUAGUGUUGUGAUUGAAGAAAAGUGAGUUGCAGGAGCCAGAAGGAUUCCCUUCUUUUUCAAUUGUUUGUCAUUUGUGCCUGUACGUGUCCGUCCGUAUGUUUGUGUCGUGUGUUCUAGUGCUUAACUUGUUUUUGAUACUCAAAGUUCAGUUAGGUGGCUUCUUGAUAGACCAUUUUUUUUGUUAUUAGCAUCCUUAAAAAGUUGAAACUUCUCAUUAUUAUUUGAA
Molecule: messenger RNA, 2064 nt
Organism: Macadamia integrifolia
Lineage: Eukaryota; Viridiplantae; Streptophyta; Magnoliopsida; Proteales; Proteaceae
Product: growth-regulating factor 1
Exons: 4
Coding region: 487-1746 (419 amino acids)
Biological process (GO): developmental process; DNA-templated transcription; regulation of DNA-templated transcription
Cellular component (GO): nucleus
Molecular function (GO): ATP binding
Source: RefSeq, a predicted model, not a curated record